Messenger RNA from Myiozetetes cayanensis, 4532 nucleotides. It is a transcript of the gene FRMD5, whose product is annotated as FERM domain containing 5. Lineage: Eukaryota; Metazoa; Chordata; Aves; Passeriformes; Tyrannidae. The transcript is spliced from 14 exons. Bases 30 to 1742 code for a protein of 570 amino acids. Gene Ontology annotation, cellular component: cytoskeleton. The record is from RefSeq and is a predicted model, not a curated record. Gene Ontology annotation, molecular function: cytoskeletal protein binding.
GCCGCCCGCGCCCGCCGCGCCCCGGGAAGAUGCUGAGCAGGUGGAUGAGUGGCAGCAGCAGGAACCUGGACCGCGAGUACAACUGCACCGUGCGGCUGCUGGACGACAGCGAGUACACCUGCACCAUCCAGAGAGAUGCCAAGGGCCAGUACCUGUUCGACCUUCUCUGCCACCACCUGAACCUGCUGGAGAAGGAUUACUUCGGCAUCCGGUUUGUGGACCCCGACAAGCAAAGGCAUUGGCUGGAGUUUACCAAGUCAGUUGUGAAGCAGAUGCGGGCCCAGCCUCCCUUCACCAUGUGCUUCCGUGUCAAGUUCUACCCCACGGACCCCGCGGCGCUGAAGGAGGAGAUCACCAGGUACUUAGUCUUCCUGCAGAUCAAAAGGGAUCUGUACCACGGGCGGCUCCUGUGCAAGACGUCGGACGCGGCGCUGCUGGCUGCCUACAUCCUGCAGGCUGAGAUUGGGGACUAUGACCCAGGGAAGCACCCAGAAGGUUAUAGCUCCAAGUUCCAGUUCUUCCCCAAGCACUCAGAGAAGCUGGAGAGGAAAAUUGCGGAGAUCCACAAGUCGGAGCUGAGUGGGCAGACACCAGCUACUUCAGAGCUGAAUUUUCUCAGGAAAGCCCAGACUCUGGAGACCUACGGGGUUGACCCACACCCAUGCAAGGACGUGUCGGGGAACGCGGCAUUUCUGGCCUUCACGCCCUUCGGGUUCGUGGUUCUGCAGGGAAACAAGAGAGUUCACUUCAUCAAGUGGAACGAGGUGACCAAGAUGAAAUUCGAAGGGAAGACUUUCUACUUGUAUGUAAGUCAGAAGGAGGAGAAGAAAAUUGUCCUCACCUACUUUGCCCCGACACCAGAAGCCUGCAAACACCUCUGGAAGUGUGGGAUUGAGAACCAGGCUUUCUACAAGUUGGAGAAGUCGAGCCAGGUGCGGACGGUGUCCAGCAGCAACCUGUUCUUCAAGGGGAGCCGCUUCCGGUACAGCGGCCGUGUCGCCAAGGAGGUGAUGGAGUCCAGCGCCAAGAUCAAGAGGGAGCCCCCGAGCGUCCCCAGGGCUGGGCUGGUGCCGAGCCGGAGCUGCCCAUCCAUCACGCACGGCCCGCGGCUGAGCAGCGUGCCCCGCACCCGCCGGAGAGCCGUCCACAUCUCCAUCAUGGAAGGCCUGGAGUCCCUGCGUGACAGCGCCCACUCGACCCCGGUGCGCUCGGCUUCCCACGGCGAUGCCUUCGCGGGCCCCGGGCGGGGCGGCCGCGCCGAGAGCAGCGAGCGGGUGGCCGUGAUCGCCGACGAGAGCUACAGCCCGGCCGACAGCGUGCUGCCCACGCCCGUGGCCGAGCACAGCCUGGAGCUGAUGCUGCUCUCGCGCCAGGCCAACGGGGCCCCGUGCAGCAUCGAGGAGGAGAAGGAGUCGGAGGCGGGCACGCCGGCGGCAGAGGCGGAGGUGGGCGAGCUGCGGGCGCUGUGCCCGGGCGCCGGCGGCCUGGGGCCGGCACAGGCCCAACAGGUGAAUAAGUUUGUUUUAAGUGUCCUCCGUUUGCUCCUUGUGACAGUUGGACUCCUCUUUGUUUUGCUCCUCCUCCUGAUCGUCCUUACUGAGUCCGACCUUGACACUGCCUUUUUCCGUGAUAUCCGCCAGACCCCCGAGUUCGAGCAGUUCCAUUACCAAUACUUUUGUCCCCUCAGGCGAUGGUUUGCCUGCAAGCUCCGCGCCGUGGUAAGCCUGCUCAUUGACACCUGAAGGCAGGAGGCACCACGGGGGCCUGGGGAGAGACCUGCCGCCGUCCCCGCGUGGGACCCGCCGGGCACACACUAACCCUCCCUUCCCGACCCAGAGCCCGGCGCGGCCCGGGAGGCGGCUUUCCGGGAGGAAGAUGAGGGUGGGCGCAGCCCCCGGAGCCUCCUCCCUGUGCCUGGCCGCCCGCUCCCACCCCCCGGAGCCCGCACAACACUUCCUGCCCCGAUCUCACGCGCAUGACUUGGGAAGCACCGAGCAGAGAGGAAUUCAUUGCUCUGCCACCCCCACGCAGCACCGGGGCUGGCGGUGCCAUUCCGCAGGACCUUUAGCAAUGGUGCUACUGAGGUUUAAUUUAACACUCGUGUACUGUUACGGUAUCAAAUCUGCACUGUGCCCACCACCACCGCCCUCCACGAACCGCUUGGCAGAGCCCUCCCUGCUCGCCGGAGCCUCCUCCGAGGUGACGCACAGCGCGAUGUUCUCGGGGACGCCCCGGUGCCCCCUCCCCACGGCGCAGCGAUCGGAGCCCUCGCCCUGCUGCGGACUCAGCCCUUCGCCACCUUUUUAAGCCUUGAAGCAUCGGUGCUCCUGAGGGCAGGGGAGCACAGGCAGCCAGGGAAUGCCGGGCACACACGGCCAAGCCUGGCACAGAGCUGGAGUGACUGCGUCAGAUUUACUGGGAAGACCUUUACCCUCCGCCAGUUGUACCUGUUUUGUAAAAAAACCAAGCAAAAAGAACAAAAAAAACCCAAAAAACAAAAAACAUUUCAAGGUCUAUUUUAACAAGGAAAUGCUAUUUUGUUAUGGAAUCUAAUCCAGUCUUUUUUUACUUCAUGGAUGGGGUGACCGUGGGUGCCGGUACCGAGCAGUUCCCAGUGAGCAAAUGGUUGAGGAGCAAACGCUUCCAUAGGGCAGGAGCCCAAUGCCAGGCAAGCCCUGCUGGGUUUGGGACAGAGAAGGAGCUCUGGGUCUGGGACUCUUCUGAAGAGGACAGAAGUUCAGGAGCACAGGUGACACUGAAGAAGCCAACGGACACCAUUAGCCCCAGCUGUUCUUAAGCAAAAGUCAAUAAACCUGACUCAUCGUGCUGGUGACACCCCCCAGGACCGGUGAUCACCGGGAGCAGCAGCCCAUCCAUAGGGAGCAAUAACAGCCAGUUCUGGUAAGGUUUGGGUGAGAAGCUGGACGUAUUAGCAAAAAAAUAAAAGGUGAAAGCAGCUGAACAAGUUUAAUUUCAUCUCAGGGAGAGAUUUUCUGUAAACUGGGGCCAUAACUGCAGUUUUACAAAGCCUGAUGUCCGUGUUGUCUGUGAGCAUCCACCACCCACCGCUGAGCGGGACAGUGACGCUGGGCCAGACUGGGAUCAUGGGCACUGCAAUAAGGGGAGAGGUCCCGUUUAUCGACGUCUGUCGGGGGGCACAGACCCUCCCACCCAGGUCACUGCCACGGCCACCUGCUCACAGCACGAGACCCGAGGAGGGCCUGGGGCCCAGCCCUGGCUCUGGAGCAGGCAGGAACCCUCUGGGAAGGCUCCAGGAGCCCUCCGGGAAGGCUCCAGGAGGCGGAGGAGUGAUUUUUUUUUUUUACAUGAUAAUCCUGUUUUAUGCAACAUAGCAAAAUUAACUCUUAGUGUAGUGUUCCUACCUCAGCCCGUAGCGCUGGUGUUUCUAUGCAGUUGUGCUCGUCCCAAUGCUGAUGUUUUUCACCCCGGGUUAACGCUCUAGUGUCGUCCUUCCUCCUCCUCCUCCUCCUCACUGCGAUGUUCUGUGUGACGUGUGACAGCUCCAUCCCACGCUCCAUCCUCUUCGGACACAUCCUCCAAGUCCCCUCCUGGGACCUCCCACCCGGUUUUCCUCGGAUAACACUCCGUGCCAGCCCCAGGUCACCUCUGCCGUUGUCACCCAGCGUUUUCCUACAAGAACAUGAGAACUGGUGAUUUUGCGUUGUACGUUUUCCCGUCCGUCCCAGGUUCCGUCCCGUGUUUCAGGCCCUGUUAGUUUUACCUGGUUUUCUAUCAGAAUGUUUCCAUAGGUUCUGAGAUCAGAAACCCAUCAAUCUCGUCCUAGCAUACUGCAUCUUUCAGCAGUAGACAGUAAAAUACCUGAAAAUGUGAAUUUCUUAGUUUUCAUAAAGAAAAUCUAGAGAUUAACCUUUCAUGUGCCAAAUACUGUAAGUUACAUCCUUUCUUCCUUUGAAAUGUACCUUUUUCUACAUAUCCAAUACCUUAGUUAGCAUAAAAUCAUUGGUGCCAUGAAAAGUAUUUUUGAAUUUAAAUAAAUAUUUAAAUAUCAUGAAAAGCAGAGUUGGGAUGAGCUUUGUUCAGUAUUUCUGGUGCUGGUACUGAUUUUUUUCUUCCUUUGAGUGAAAACUCAGUUCAUCCAACUGUGAUGAAUUUGGUCUUUUAGCAGUGAAGAGCAGGCUCAGGCCACAGGGAGCUAAUGUUGCUGCAGGUGAGUCCCUCACACAUCCCUGCACUGUUUGAACACAAUUUUUACAAAUGCACCUGGAAUUUUGGGCCCCUUGUGACAAGAAAGACAUGGAACAUGCCCUGAGAUUCAGAACUGAUGGACAGAGCACAGCUGCACUCCAGCUUCCCUCAUGGAAAUGGUUGAGAAGUUCCUCAUCCACGCUGCAAGUGCUGAUCCCAUGUUUUUUCUUUUUAAAUCACUUCGUCAUUGGGGAAAAAAUCUGUUUUGGUACAAAUGUCCCAGUAGGAUUUAUUUCCAUUGAAGAUGCGAAUGCCCAAAGGUAGUUUAAAGGAUUUAUUUAUUUAUUUAUUUAUUUAAGGCUUUU